Molecule: messenger RNA, 3866 nt
Organism: Salarias fasciatus (jewelled blenny)
Lineage: Eukaryota; Metazoa; Chordata; Actinopteri; Blenniiformes; Blenniidae
Gene: dpp10
Product: dipeptidyl peptidase like 10
Exons: 26
Coding region: 64-2454 (796 amino acids)
Biological process (GO): regulation of potassium ion transmembrane transport; proteolysis
Cellular component (GO): voltage-gated potassium channel complex; plasma membrane
Molecular function (GO): serine-type peptidase activity; potassium channel regulator activity
Source: RefSeq, a predicted model, not a curated record
CUUUCUUUCUUUCUUUGUUUCUCAUUCCCCUCACUUGGAUUGGAGCUCAGCUCGCGUGCCGACAUGAACCAGACCGCCACCGUGUCCCACCAGGUGAAAUGCCAGUCCACCAAGGCCAUCAAGGACCUGGGUGGAGUGAGUCCUCCUCAGAGGAACUGGAAGGGCAUCGCCAUCGCUCUGCUGGUCAUCCUCGUGGUCUGCUCCCUCAUCACCAUGUCGGUCAUCCUCCUCACACCAGCUGACAACCAAGCUGGAAGUGACACCAAACUGAUGGUGGAGGAUUUGUUCAAACCAGAGUUCAAGGUCCACGACCCGGAGGCGAAAUGGAUCAACGAUUCAGAAGUCAUCUACAGGAACAGUGACGGCCACGUCAUCAAGUUCAACAUCCUCACCAACGAAACAGAAAUCGUCCUGACAAACACCACAUUUAUAAAUUUCAACGUGGCCAAGUAUUCUGUCUCCCCCGACCUGAAAUACGUCCUGUUUGCCUACGACGUGAAGCAGGUUUACCGUCACUCCUACAUGGCCUCCUACAGCAUCUACAACAUCCACACGCGGGAGGUUUGGGAGCUGGAUCCUCCUGAAGUGGUGAACUCGGUCCUGCAGUACGCUGCCUGGGGCGUCCAAGGCCAACAGCUGAUCUACAUAUUUGAAAAUAACAUCUACUACCAGUCGGAUGUCAAGAGCAACUCCCUGCGACUCACAUCUUCGGGGAAGGAAGGAGUUGUCUUUAAUGGGAUUGCCGACUGGCUCUAUGAAGAGGAGAUCCUGCAGACCCAUGUGGCUCACUGGUGGUCUCCUGACGGGGAGAGGUUGGCCUUCCUGGUUCUGAACGACACCCUGGUGCCCAACAUGGCUUUACCACGCUUCACCGGUAUGAUGUACCCGAGAGGGAAGCAGUACCCCUACCCAAAGGCCGGCCAGCCCAACCCGGCGGUGAAGCUCUUCGUCGUCAAUCUUUACGGUCCGACGCACACGCUGGAGCUCGUUCCCCCGGAGACGCUGAAGCUGAGGGAACACUACGUCACCAUGGUGAAGUGGAUCAGCAAGACCAGGGCGUCAGUGCGGUGGCUGAACCGAGCCCAGAAUAUCUCCAUCCUGACCGUGUGCGACACCACCACCGGAGCCUGCGUCACGAGACAUGAAGAAAGCUCGGAGCUCUGGCUUUCCAAGCAGAACCAGGAACCGGUGUUCUCCAAAGAUGGCAACAGGUUCUUCCUGACGGUGCCGGUCAAGCAAGGAGGGCGAGGAGAGUUUCAUCACAUCGCCAUGUUCACCACACAGUUCAGAGCCGAUCAGAACGAAGUCCGACAUUUGACGUCAGGAAACUGGGAGGUGACUCGGAUCAUCGCCUACGACGAGAACACCGACAACCUCUACUUUCUGAGCACAGAGGGUUCACCGCGAAGACGGCAGCUCUUCAGCGUGAAGACGGUGGGUCUGUUCCCGCGCCGGUGUUUAACGUGCGAGCUGAACAAAGCCCACUGCCUGUUCUUCGACGCCGACAUCAGUCCCACGAACCAGCACGUCAUCCUUCACUGCAAAGGUCCUGGAGCUCCGACUGUGAUCCUGCACAGCCUCAACAAUUCCAAUUACUACAUCCUUGAGAACAACUCUUUGCUGAAGGCGGCCUUGAAGUACAAAAGGAUCCAGCUCACCGAAUUCAGAAGUGUACCAAUGGAACAUUUCGAUUUGCCUUUGAAGAUCUCCUACCCUCCAGACUUCUCAGAGUCUCGGCACUACGGACUCCUGCUGGUGAUUGACAGCGCCCCCGGUGGUCAGGCCGUGAGCGACCGCUUCUCGCUGGACUGGGACUCGGUGCUGGUCAGCUCGGACAGCGUGAUCGUGGCCCGUCUGGACGGCCGGGGCAGCGGCUUCCAGGGCCAGAGGAUCCUGCACGAGGUCCACCAGAGGCUGGGGACCGUCGACGUCCAGGACCAGAUCGCAGCGGUGGAAUACAUGAUCAAAUUUCCAUAUAUUGAUCGGAUGAGGAUAGCAGUGUUUGGAAAGGGUUACGGCGCCUACCUGGCAUUGAUGAUGCUGAAAUCGACAGACAGUCUGUUGAAAUGUGCGUGCGCGAUGUCGCCGGUGACAGACUGGAAACUGUACGCGUCGGCGUUCUCCGAGCGCUUCCUCGGCAUGCCAUUACGGGACGACAGCAGAUACCAGUUUUCCAGCGUGCUGCAGAACGUGCAGGCGCUCCGGGAGCAGACGCUGAUGCUGGUGCACGGCACGGCGGACGCCAACAUCCACUUUCAGCAUACUGCUGAGCUCGUCAAGAACCUGGUGAAAGUCGGAGCCAACUACUCCAUGCAGAUCUACCCAGACGAGGGUCACUUCCUGUCUCAGCAGAGCCGCCAGCACCUCUACGCCACGCUGACCAGCUUCUACAGGGAGUGUUUGAAGGAGGAGUUGCUACCGCUACCCGACGAGGAGGAGGAGGAGGAGGAGUAGGCGGGAGGCGCGGAGGAUCAGACCUUUGGCAGAGCUUGAAGAAUUUUGCUCAAAUCCGUCAAGGCCUUUUGCGUUUGGACCAAGUGUUUAGCCAGAUACGGACACCGGGAUAGAGCUAAUGCUCUUACAGUGUGUGAAUGUGUGGAUGUGUGUGUGUGUGUGGGUGUGUGUGUGUGUGUGUGUACAAAUGUGUUGAAAAGACGUGAAGGACACGGCCGUGACACUCGCAUUGCCGGGACACUGAGGCGGGAGCUGCCCUCCAGCAUCCAGUCAUUUCCGUUUCGGGACGUUCCGUUUUCUCGGCAAAGCACACAGCGGACCGCCUCCGUCUUUUGCAGGCACUCAUCUACACGUAACCAAGUGCAUGAUUCUGUUUCCCCCUCCACCCCCUCCGCCCCCACCGCCCCCUCCCUCCCUCCGUCCCCCGCCGUGGCGGCGCCUGGGGAGCGGAGAACACAAGAUCUCCGCCUUUUUCGGUCUCACGCCUCCUUUUGGUCGUCGUGUCGUCGCACAAGGAAACGCCGCAGUCGUCUGCGAAAAAUGAUUUUAGUCACGAUCCGAGCGGGUCCCGAAUAAGUGCAAUUUCCCGCCGCGGCCCUCCACCGACCGCCACGACCCGCCCUGAAGUGGACACAGUCUCUAGAGGUCACACUUUGUUGUACAGGGGUCUUGUGUAGACAUGUACAAUGCCUUAUGAGCUUCGACACACUGUAAUAUCACCUGCUGGCAGUCGUAGCCGUCCAUUAGCAGCGUCAUUGUUAACCGAUGUCAACUCAGGUCCUCGAGACACGGCGUUGCAGUCACUUUUAGGAGCUCUCAUGAAGACGUUUUGGAUAACGAUAAGUCAAACGGAUAUUGGCCAUAUAGUCGUUUCAGUUUCAAGCCACACUGCAAAACUUCUCCAUCUUAAUACGCAACCUGAUUUUUGCAGCACAGGUAAAGCGAGCGAGUCUCCAUGAAGGCGUGAGAUCACGUUUGAGCGCGUCUCACCGAACAGCAGAUGCAAGUCGGGAAUAAAGAAAGCGGCUGUACUAGGAUGGACAACUUUCCAGUGUCAGUAAGGUGUUUGCAUGUCUACAGGGAAUGUGUCAAGUGUUGCCACAUUUUGUACAGUACAAUACAAGCAGAGUGUGUACAUAAAUAUAUUUUUAAGAUGUCAAAUCUCAUAGAAAGUUUAGUCUAUGGGGAUGGAUUCAUUUGACCUGGAUGUCUUGUACUUUUCUUUUCCGAUUUCCUUCCUUUCCAGCUGUUGAUUUUCUUCUUAGGAUUGGAUUUUGUAUUGCUUGUUCUUGUUCUUUUUUGCUGUUUAAAAAAAAAAAAAGUUGAGGGGGGGUGGGGCAGGGUUGAGGCUUCAGAAUUAUUGUGAUUGUCCUCUAGUGAUGAUUAUAAAUAAUAAAAAUAAAUUUUGAAAA